GUUGAGGAGUUAACUUUAUCCAUCCCUUUUCAUUCCAGCCUCAAGGGGGACGUCCCAGCUCCCAGUUUCCUGAAGAACAAUAUGAACCCUCAUCUGAAUAUCCCAUUCCCCCUUCUAGAAAGUUCUCUCUAGAACGAUAUAAAGAGCAGGAGAGUUUGUCACAGUAACACUUUCCACAGGACACAACCCAAGAGGAGAAACCCUGCAAAUCCAGCGCGAGAAUGAAAAUGGCAGACAUGAAAACAUCUCAAGGCUGUGACCGCUGCUUUUUGAGACAGACAGGAUGUGGAUGACUAACAUUGUAGCUCUUUGUCUGCUGGCCCUAGUGGCCUCCGCAGAGGAUAAAAAGCUGAGCAGCCAUGCCACCACGCUGGCUGAUAACAGCGCAAAUCUGGCCUUCAGCCUCUACCACAACAUGGCAAAAGAGAAAGACACUGAAAACAUCCUCAUAUCUCCUGUGGUGGUGGCUUCUUCUCUGGGCAUGGUGGCCCUCGGUGGCAAGGCAUCCACUGCCUCGCAGGUCAAAACCGUCCUCAGUGCUGAAAAACUGAGGGAUGAGCAUUUGCACGCAGGCCUGUCGGAGCUGCUCUCUGAGGUCAGUGAUGCUAAGACACGCAACACUACUUGGAAGAUCAACAACCGCCUCUAUGGCCCCAGCUCAGUCUCCUUUGCUGAGGAUUUUGUGAAAAACAGCAAGAAGCACUACAACUACGAUCAUUCAAAAAUAAACUUCAGAGACAAGAGAAGUGCAGUCAACUCCAUCAACGAGUGGGCAGCCAAGUCCACAGAUGGAAAGCUGCCUGAGGUCACCAAGGAUGUGCAGAACCCAGAUGGAGCCAUGAUUGUCAACGCUAUGUUUUUCAAGCCUCACUGGGAUGAGAAAUUCAGUGCUGAAAUGGUGGACACGCGUACUUUCCUGGUAACCCGCUCAUUGACCAUUGGAAUUUCCAUGAUGCAUCGUACAGGUUUGUAUGACUUCUACGAGGACAAAGAAAACCGUUUAUUUGUGCUGAACAUGCCUCUGGGCCAGAAGCAGGCCUCUAUGAUCCUUAUCAUGCCCUACCACCUGGAGCCCCUGGAUCGCCUGGAGAAACUUCUGACCAGAAAGCAGGUGGACACCUGGAUCAGCAAGCUGGAGAGAAAGGCCGUGGCCAUUGCCCUCCCCAAAAUCGCAGUGGAAGCCAGCCACAACCUGCAGAAACAUCUGGCUGAUCUCGGCCUGACCGAGGCCGUUGACAAAGCCAAGGCUGACUUGUCCAACAUCUCUGGAAAGAAGGACCUCUACUUGUCCAAUGUCUUUCAUGCGUCAGCCUUGGAACUGGACACGGCUGGAAACCCGUUCGACACCAGCAUCUACGGCAGCGACAAGCUGAGGAACCCCACCCUUUUCUACGCAGAUCACCCCUUCAUUUUCCUAGUGAAGGACAACAAGACCAACUCCAUCCUAUACAUUGGCAGACUAGUUAGACCUAAAGGAGACAAGAUGCGUGAUGAGCUAUAAUGUUAGUGUUAUGAAUUGUGGUGGGUGCCUCUGACUGUUACCUCAUGAGCACAUUCCAAUAGGCAAACUGUGGACUGAGUACCUAAGCCUACUAUUACUUUAUAGGUACACCAAACAUUCCCAGGGAACAUUCUAUAAAAGUUUUAUCUCUCACCAUUGAAUCCUUUUCUUCUUUGAGAUAAACAAACGGCAGACAACAUGCUUAUAUUAAGUAAGUUUUCUUUAUACCUUGUUUUUCGAAAAUCCGUGUGCAUUUUCUUGCAUCAUCUUUAAUGUUUAAAGUAAAAAAGAUCGUUGCACGUUUGUUUUCCAGCUCUGUCUCACUUCUUUCCUCCAUGCAUUCUGUGGUUUUCAAUUUUGCCUCCAGUCUGCACUGAAUUGUUCCCCUGCUCGAGGUGAAUGUGCAGAGGAAAGGUGGAGGAAGCGUGGUGCUCAAUUCGUUUGCCAACCAUACUGUGCCAUUUUGUUGCUGUAGGUAGUUUCCACAAAGAAGCUGUUGGAAUUGUGUGAUUAUGUAAUAAUGUGUUAAUUUUUCAAUAAAAAUAACAAAGAGGA
Messenger RNA from Etheostoma cragini (Arkansas darter), 2056 nucleotides. RefSeq names its product serpin peptidase inhibitor, clade H (heat shock protein 47), member 1b (gene serpinh1b). The record is from RefSeq and is a predicted model, not a curated record. Gene Ontology annotation, cellular component: endoplasmic reticulum. NCBI's taxonomy places the organism in Eukaryota, Metazoa, Chordata, Actinopteri, Perciformes, Percidae. The transcript is spliced from 8 exons. Gene Ontology annotation, molecular function: serine-type endopeptidase inhibitor activity. Gene Ontology annotation, biological process: negative regulation of endopeptidase activity; collagen fibril organization. The coding region runs from base 284 to 1501 and encodes 405 amino acids.